GUGCGGGGGCGAGUUUCCGAAAUGUUUGAGCUGUGUCAAGGCCGACGUGCCGUGCAUCAUUGCCGACCCAACGGCGUCAAGAGAAUACACGAGAGCAGAGGUCCACCAUCUUCACCUGAAGCUCAGAGAGCUUCAUUCUCAAUUGAGGACCGCAGCUCCAGAUAAUAGGUUCAACAAGAGAAACGGCGUGCCUUCGCGGGGACGGGCCACUCAUCCUGUUGUUCCCGCUUCUGGCAAGACGGGUCGCUACGUUGGCCAGGAGAAUGGCGUCAGAUAGGCGGAUCAGACAAGGAAAAUGUUCGUCUACAUGUUCUCACACGCUCCUAGCUUUCUUCUGUCCAGGCUCCAGACCCUCUCGAAUCCGUCUCGGCCUCGCUCUCUACAGGGACGCGGAGACGAAUUCCCACCACAGCUCUCACGCUUCGAAUACCACUCGCCGCAUCCCUUUCCUUCUCACAGCAUUGCCCGAGAAGCUAUCGCAGAGUACUUUCGAGAGUUUCACGUCGCCCAUCCCAUUCUGGACCACAGCACGCUACUGGCAUGGCUCGAGCAGCAGCCAGCCAUGACGGCAAAAGCGCAAUCGUCCCUGACGGCUUCGGAGAAGAGAAGGCUGUUUCAGCUCAACAUGGCCAUGGGCAUUGGUAGUGUGCGGCUCUACCGCGACGGGCUCUUCAAGCUGCACCCGUUUGGCUUCUUCACGGCUGCCCUGGAAAUCGACCCCCCCGCUGCCUCCUGCUUCAACGACGCGGAGGGCAUUGAAAACGUGCUUCUCAUUGCUCGCUUUGGAGUCUAUUAUAAUAUUGGAUGCUCGUUGUGGGAGCUUGGACGCCUUUGCAUCCGCACCGCUGUCGAGCUGGGUCUUCAUCAACAGCGCCCCGGUAAAGACCCGUCGACCUCGGAAGAAUCAGAGAGGCACCACAAGAUCAUGUGGGAGACCUACCUCUUGGAUCGUCUAUCCUCCUUGACGCUAGGUCGACCAUUCGCCAUCAACGACGCCCACAUCCAGGCGCCACUACCCACGUCUCUCCCCACGCCUCAAGGGGCAUCCAUGUCCGUGUUCAACUGGCUUGUCGACAUGGGACGCUUGUCCUCGCGAAUUCACCUCGCCAUGGAUGAGUGCAAGGCAGCCUCUAGCUUACCGCUGCGUGCCUCCAGAUCGCCUGCUCUCGACAGCGCAGCCGAUCUGGGGCAGACCUUUUGUCUCCUUCGCACGUUUCACGCCGAGUUGAGGACGCUGCGCGACCUUGCCCCUUUUGUUGAGGGCACCACGUGCCUCUACGAAGCGCGCGAGUUCUUCGAACUAACGUAUCAGGAGGAAAGGCUUCGUCUCCUCAGAGCUGCCAUUGAAGCCUUGGCCUCCAGCAAGAGACUGCCGCCGAACACUCUUCUUCGCCCGUGUUUGCAGGCGGCGCACGCGAUCCUCAGCUCCUUCGCCGCGUUACGUGCCAAGAAUCUCGUCACGUUCUCCCGGGCUAACACGCAUCUCAUCUUCAUCGCCAGUCUAGUCAUCGUGGUGGUGCUCAAUAUCCACAUCCACCAGCAGGCAGAGGCGCAGAAGGCGACGGCGGUGGUCUCAGACGUUGAUGUGGAAGAGUGGCUCAGGGACCUUGACGAAGAGCCACUGGAUCCUGGCUCACAUGAGGCUUGGGGUUCCCUUGACACGGCGGGAUCCCUCCUCUCCUGGUUUGCCGAGUCCAUGCUCGACAUGGCCGUGUACAGCCAUUUCUUUCAUACUAUCCGGCAGCAGCUGGAGUGCGCAAUAGCUCGGCUUGCCAAUACCGGGCCAACAACGGCCGCUACUACAUCAGGUGCCGAGGCAAUGGAUGCAACGCCCUCGUGGAUACCUGUUGAUCUUUCGGUCUCCCACAACGCUGCUCCCCAAGAAGGUGGUGAGGUGACAUGGGCUCAAGAGGGCAACGAUGCGUUCAACUGGGACACGCAGCUCAAUUUUGCCGAGGCCUACCUCAACGCAGGGCAGUACGGCGACAUGGCGCCAGGGACGUGGCCGCUUGCCGACAUGAUGGGCAUGGAGGGCAUCGCCGCAGGCAUAUCCGGAUUCGUUUGGGACACGGCGAUCCCAUGGCAAGGAUCACCGACAGCCUCUAUGGAUCACUGAGGUGGGUUUACUUGUAC
Messenger RNA from Emericellopsis atlantica, 2133 nucleotides. RefSeq lists its product as uncharacterized. The transcript has 5 exons. The record is from RefSeq and is a predicted model, not a curated record. The coding region runs from base 296 to 2116 and encodes 606 amino acids. Gene Ontology annotation, biological process: DNA-templated transcription; positive regulation of transcription by RNA polymerase II. Gene Ontology annotation, molecular function: zinc ion binding; sequence-specific DNA binding; DNA-binding transcription factor activity, RNA polymerase II-specific. NCBI's taxonomy places the organism in Eukaryota, Fungi, Ascomycota, Sordariomycetes, Hypocreales, Bionectriaceae.